Messenger RNA from Colletotrichum phormii, 1560 nucleotides. RefSeq names its product MBOAT family protein. Gene Ontology annotation, biological process: triglyceride biosynthetic process. The transcript is spliced from 4 exons. Bases 1 to 1560 code for a protein of 519 amino acids. Gene Ontology annotation, molecular function: diacylglycerol O-acyltransferase activity. Gene Ontology annotation, cellular component: endoplasmic reticulum membrane. Lineage: Eukaryota; Fungi; Ascomycota; Sordariomycetes; Glomerellales; Glomerellaceae. The record is from RefSeq and is a predicted model, not a curated record.
AUGAACACGGCCACGGUGACGAGCCUUGAGAGCUCAAGCACCACCUCAUCCUCCCUGCGUAACAAGCACAAUGGCACCUCCAAUGGCAACUGCAACCUCAAGGCCGCCGUCAAGCCGACUACACCCGAGACCAACCGUACGACCGACGAGUUGAGGAGGGCAAUUCAAAAGAAAUACAGACACGUCGCUGCCGUCCACUCCACAUCCCGCCCAUCAACCCUGAGCCAUGACUCUAAUACAGCCCCGAGCUUCAUUGGCUUCAGGAACUUAAUGAUAAUUGUGUUAAUUGUCGGUAAUCUUCGUCUGAUGAUGGAGAACAUUCAAAAAUAUGGAGUCUUGAUCUGUAUUGGCUGCCACGAUUUCCGCCGGCAAGACCUCGCUCUCGGCUUGGGCUUAUACCUCCUGAUCCCUUGUCAUCUGUUCGCCGCGUACCUGAUCGAACUGGCCGCCGCUCAGCAAGCAAGGGGCUUGCGGGCGAAAUCAAAAGACGGAGCCGCCAGCCCGACAGAGGACCAGCGCUCGAGGUUCGACUCGACCUGGAAGGUCAUUGCUUGGAUCCACGCCGUCAACAUCACCCUCGCUCUGACCGUUACAUCCUACGUCGUGUACUUCCACAUCCACCACCCGUUGAUCGGCACCCUGACUGAGCUCCACGCCAUCAUCGUCUGGCUCAAGACGGCGUCUUAUGCCUUUACGAACCGAGACCUUCGACAUGCCUACUUGCACCCCGUCAAGGGCGAGCUCGCCGCCAUGCCCGAAAUCUACCAACAAUGCCCCUACCCUCAGAAUAUCUCGAUGCACAACCUGGCGUACUUCUGGUGGGCUCCGACGCUGGUCUACCAGCCCGCGUACCCGAGGACAGACAAGAUCAGGUGGGUCUUUGUCGCGAAGCGAAUGGCAGAGGUGUUUGGUCUGGGUGUCUUUAUCUGGUUUGCCAGCGCCCAGUACGCCGCCCCUGUCCUAAUCAACUCUCUCGACAAGAUUGCGUCUCUGGACGUUCCCAAGAUUCUUGAGCGGUUGAUGAAGCUGUCAACGAUUUCUCUGGUCAUCUGGCUGGCGGGCUUUUUUGCACUCUUCCAGUCGUUCCUCAACGCCCUCGCCGAGGUCACCCGCUUUGGUGACCGGUGUUUCUACGAGGACUGGUGGAACAGCGAGAGCCUGGGUGCAUACUGGCGACUGUGGAACAAGCCCGUAUACCAGUACUUCAAGCGUCACGUUUACUCACCUCUGAUCGGCCGAGGAUGGAGCCCGAGGGCCGCGCAGCUGGCCGUUUUCUUCGCGUCUGCGGUUCUGCACGAGGUUCUUGUUGGUAUCCCGACACAUAACAUUAUCGGUGUUGCCUUUGCGGGCAUGUUCUUCCAACUCCCCCUGAUUGCCCUUACCACUCCUCUGGAAAAGAUGCAGUCUCCCACGGGACGUAUGCUCGGCAACUGCAUUUUCUGGGUUUCGUUUACCAUCCUCGGGCAGCCCUUUGCAGCUCUAAUGUACUUUUACGCAUGGCAGGCCAAAUAUGGCAGCGUCAGCAGGCAAAUGGCCUGCAAUUCAGUUGCAAGCUCGUAA